AUGGCGGCCCCGAAGCGCGAAGGGAUCCUGCGCGGGCCCUCUGGCGCCCCGUCCCGCCAUGCCAUCACUUUCGCCAAAGGCAGCCCCAGCGUCGUCCAGAGGCCAGUGAUUGACGGGAGGGGAUCAAUCAAACCUGUCGUGUGGAAGGAUGAACUCUACGCUGCCAGCACCGGAGAAGUCAACUGGCUCCAAAUGUGUCUGCAAAAAACUGAAAGUCCCACCCAGGCCGAUAUUAAUGGUUUCUCUGCACUGCAUACAUCUGCCCUUUUCGGCCGGCUGGACUGUCUCAAAAUGCUGGUGGAGAAGUAUGGGGUCAGCGUAGACUUGGCCAGCCUGACGGGCUGGCGGCCCAUCCACCUGGUCAUGAACAAGGAGAGCGAGAACCGUGCGCUGGAGUGCCUCCAGUACCUGAUCGGCAAAGAGGCCGACGUCAAUGUACAGAACCAAAACGGAAUCUCGCCUCUCCACAAGGCCGCCAGUGAAGGCCGAACCGAUUGCGUCAAGGUCCUGAUUGAGGCCGGGGCAGACGUCCACGCCAAGGACACCGAAGGUCAAGAGCCCAUCGACCUCUGCAGAAUGUGGGGCCACAGAGGGUGCUCCAAAUAUCUCGCUUCUGCCAUGUGGAAGAUAGACAAGCAGAAUCUUGCGCGGGAGGUCAGGCGGCUGGAUGAGAUCAAGAAAGAGUGCCAAGCGAAGGAGGAAGAGUCCUUGAGAAGACGGCAGAUGGAGCUGAAUCACUUUAACAACUUGGUGUUUUUCGAAUGGCUGGAAAGGAAGCGUCUGCCUCCCCCCUCUGCCCGGAUCCUGAGCUUCCUGGAGAAGCGGGCCCAGUCGGUCACCCUCCGCAAGCCGCACGGGAGACAGGACAGCGUUGCCCCCCCUCCGAGCAGCCCGGGGGGGAUAGGCUUCUUUGACGCCUUCGAAAAGGACUGGCGGCGCCGUGCCUGGAACACGAGCGCCAACCCCGCCUCCCUGCCGGCGACCCGCCUCUCCCGCCCCGACACGGUCCGCCUGGGGGUCAGCCCGGAGCCUUCCGUGGACCACGACUUCAGCGCCUUCCUCUUCCUCGUCGAAGACGGGUACGGAGAGGCCGAGAUCCGGAUCGGCAAGUGCGGCGAGGCCUUCCCCAUGCCCGCCCUGCCCUGGGAAACCAUCCAGAGGAGCCUGUACCCCCACGCCUGGCCCUCCCGCCUGAGGGUCCCGCAGGACCUCAGGCCCCACCACAUCUGGGACGUGAAGAGGAAGCGGCCCCCCGGGCCGGAGCACCGCUGGACGGACCAGAUGGCCCUGAGCCUGCGGCAGACGCUCGACCCCGCCUUCCUGGCCGCCCUGAAGGCCCACCUGGCCACCUACAGUGACGCGGAGGUGCUUCCCGGGGGGCUGGAUUCGGACUGGGGAGACCGCAAAGAGCGCGCCAGUCCGAGCCUCGGCAGCGGCAGCGGCCGCAGCCACUGA
This is a messenger RNA of Gekko japonicus, 1455 nucleotides long. It is a transcript of the gene ANKRD53, whose product is annotated as ankyrin repeat domain 53. Gene Ontology annotation, cellular component: spindle pole. The transcript has 6 exons. Gene Ontology annotation, biological process: mitotic metaphase chromosome alignment; regulation of mitotic spindle organization; regulation of mitotic cytokinesis. Lineage: Eukaryota; Metazoa; Chordata; Lepidosauria; Squamata; Gekkonidae. The coding region runs from base 1 to 1455 and encodes 484 amino acids. The record is from RefSeq and is a predicted model, not a curated record. Gene Ontology annotation, molecular function: protein binding.